UCAGCUUUCCAUUAACUCUUCGGUAAAUGUGAGGGCGAUGUAUGGUUUCUCCUUCAUUCUUCAAAUGGUGCAGUGCCUGGCACAGAGCCAAUAUCUGGACGAGUACAUUUUCAAAGUGGCUGAAGGCAUCUCUCCACACCAUGGGAACUUGGUUGUGGGCACCCUGGAGAGCAUUGCUGGCGUCACCAAAUUACUGGUUGCAUUUCCUAUUGGUUGCGUAGUGGAUUGGAGACCUGCCAGUCGAACCCGGCUUGCUUGGGUGGCCUUGGGUCUCGGUUGUCCCACAGUUGUGAUUGGUGUGCUGGCGAUUCUCAGUGGGCGGCUGUGGAUGCUGACCAUCAUGCAAGUGGCAUUCGUGAUCUUUGCUGAGUUCGCUAGCUGUCUUGCCAUGGCGAUCUUCACGGACAGCCUGGCGUCGCGGAGCCUGGAUCAACGGACAGCUGCCUUCGCCAACGUCCAGGUCUUUCAAAACUUGGGGACGGCUGCGGGCUCUGCCACCUAUGCCUUGACUUUGCUCUCCUUUCAGGCUCCUGAAGACUGGACGGGCUUCCAGACCAAGUCAGCUCUUUUGGCCGGUUUUGCUUUGCUCGUCCCUGUGAUGCUGUCUCUGUUUGCUUUCCCCCAAGCUCAGAAAGAGUCAAAGGACCUGCCAGCCGAACAACCAGAGAUCCAAACAGAGAUCAAGACAGGGAGAGCUUGGGUACCCUAUGUGGUGCUGUUGGCACUGUUGAUUCUUGCACUGGCCGCAGGGAUGGUCUUCAAAUUUUUCCCCCUCUUCUUCAUCAACAUCUAUGGCAUGUCUGUUGUCCAGAUCAGCGUGGUUCAAGCCAUUGAGCCCUUGGUGAAGGCUUGCUUCACCUACCUGGUGGGUGUUUGUGCUCCGGUGGUUGGUCGAGCCAAAGCCACCAGUGUCUGUAUGGUCGGGGUCAUUGGAUGCCUCCUUGGCCUAUCGAUACAAAGAGAGGAAGGAACGCAUCUGUUAUCAUCAUUGGCUCUCUUCAUGUUCCGAGGAAGCCUUGCCCAAGCAUCUUUUGCUCUUGCUUGGGCAAUCUUGAUGGAUUGCGUACCUGCAUCCCAGAGGGGCAGAUGGAGCAGCAGCUGUACCGUAUUGAACAUGUCCUGGAGUGGGGCCGCCGUGAUUGCUGGAGAGCUGUUGGACAAGCACGGCUACCAAUACACUUUCUGCAUAGCUGCAGGGCUCUGUGCAGUGGCUCUAGUCGUGUUCUCGCCUCUCCUCCUCCUAAAACCCCAGAGACUUCCAUCCGAACCUGUCGAAGUUUCGCCCAAUGCAAAGGCUCAUAAUGCUCCAAAAUUCGAAAGAUUCGAAAGUGGAGCUGCAGAGGUGGUGGUUGUGGUGGAUCCAUUCUCCACUGGAGGAUUUUUGGCAGCAGAGCUAUUGAGCCAAGGCUGUGCCGUUAUCGCGCUGUGGACCAAGGAAUCCAAUAUCCGGUAUCACGAUUAUCCGAAGAUUUUCGAUCCCAGACAACUCUUGGCCGAGCUGGACGAAGAGCCAACCGUGGAAGCCACAGCAGCUCGACUUCGCGAGGUGGUUGAUAGCGUUGAUAGCGGUAGCUUGGCAGCUGUGAUUUGCGGAGGCGACAGCGGCGUCAACGCCGCAGAUGCCCUGAGCGAAGCACUGGAUUUGCGCGGCAAUGGCGGCGGCCAUGGCAAUCGUCGAGACAAAUUGGUGCAACACCAGGCGUUGGAAGCAGCCGGUCUGAGAUUUGCACGCACAGUGAGCGGAACCACAUGGGAACAGGUCGCUGCAUUUGCGGAGACGGAGCAAUACCCUUUGGUUGUGAAACCCAUCGAAUCAGCUGGUGCAGAUGGCUUUAAGUUGUGUGACUCCAUGGACGAGGCACGUGAGCACUUUGACUUCUUAAACAGUUCCGGUCGCUGGUGUGGUGCACAAGGCCGCGGUGUUCUGUUACAAGAAUUUCUCGAGGGAACAGAGUACAUAGUUGAUCACGUUUCCUGUGAUGGGGUGCACAAGACGACCAUGCUGUGGAUGUACGACUUCCAGGAAGUCAACGGGCAUCGUGUUUGCAUUGCACAGAGGCCAGUCCCUUGUGAUUCGUCUGCGAUGGCGGAGCUUGUUGCCUAUACGCGGCAGUGUUUAAACGCCUUGGGUGUCCGGAACGGUGCAACCCAUACUGAAGUGAUGUGGACCUCGGGCGGACCUUGCCUGGUGGAGGUGAACUGUCGAUGUCAGGGUGGCACGGGCUUUUGGGUGCCCCUGUGCCGAAAGAUGACUGGCUACAGCCAAGUUGAUGCCGUCAUUGGUGCCUACCUGAGACAGGAGGCUUUCGAUGCACUGCCCAACACGCCGACAUUUUUGAUGUUUGGCGACAUCAUUCACUUGAUCUCCUACGAAGAGCGUCUCAUCACUGAUACGGCGAUGCCAGGGCUUGAGGCUGUCCGUGGCUUAUCAUCGUUUACAGAUGUUGCCCUGAAUGUGGAGCUGGAUAAAAUGAUGUGUAAAACAACCGAUUGGAACACGCUCAUUGGUGUUGUGGCAUUGUGCCAUCCCGAUCCAGCUGUACUUGCUGCUCACAUUUGCUUGAUUCGAAGCAUGGAGACGUGACGCUUGAGCGAGGAAAAAUACACAGCGCCAGUACCACGACAGGAACUUCCGGAACCAACUUCGCUCACAAAACCAGCGCUGCCUGCAGCUAUCUGCAGCUGCCUGUUCUGCUUGCUGCUUUGACUCCAAAAGCAUUGCCACAAGACGUGCGAAAAACACUUCUACAAAUCAGAGCUGCCUCCAGCAACCUUACCACUGCAUAUUUAGCCAUCAAAAGGUGUGUUUAUCUUGAGGCCCAGUAGGUGGCCAGGUACUUGUGCACAACCCUGUGGACCUUUGUACAGGUUGCGGUCCAUGCUUUCAGUCGAUGCAUCUAGCACUGGAAGGAAUGAACUUUUAAGGGAGUGCUGCCUGCCCUGGUCGCAGGACACGCCCAUUUCCUUGUCUAGGUCUAGGUGUGUUGUUGCAUUUUUCCCAUUUUUAUCAGUCUACGGAUUGACACGGUCUCUUGAGCAUUCCUCCUCCAAAGUUGGAACAUUGGGUUGAACAUGAAACAUGCGAUAAAAAAA
Cladocopium goreaui is the source of this 3093-nucleotide messenger RNA. The record is from the annotation of a GenBank genome assembly. Lineage: Eukaryota; Dinophyceae; Suessiales; Symbiodiniaceae.